AUGGUUUCGUUGAAGUUUGUGUGCGCGGUAGUGUGCGUGCUAGCAGUGGCCGGCCGUGGUUAUGCCGCCGAGGACGGUACGGUGCGCGCCCUGCGCAAAGUGUACUCCCUGUGCGAGGAUAGUGACGAGCUGCUGAAGUGCAUCAAGGUGCAAGCCCUCAAGCUCACCGACCGGGCAAUCAAGCUGCCGAGCAUCAAGCUGCUCGACGGUAUGUCGAUCGUGAAGAAAGCCGACGGUGGUGAAUCGAGCACCCGCGCCCUGAACGAACCGAGCCUCGGCGAACACGACCUGGCCAAGCUGUCCUCGGCCAAGAUCGACGAGCUGCUGUUCCAGCGUGCCCAGCGCUUCAUGGACGGACACCAGCUGCAGCUGAAUGUGCCGCGUAUGCUCGCGUCGGGCCAGCAGGAAACCGGACGUCUGGUCGAGGAGGGCCGCAAGAAGAUGAAGAAAUACCUCGGACCAUUCCUCGCUGCAAUGGCUAUCAAGGGAGGUAUCCUGACCAUGGUCUACCACUCGAUCGCCAUCGUCGCCGGUAAGGCGCUCAUCAUCGGCAAGAUCGCCCUCGUCAUCUCCGCCAUCAUCGGUCUGAAGAAGCUCGUCACCCCGGAGGGCCAUGAGAAGACGACCUACGAGAUCGUGAAGCACCCGCACGUCCAGCAGAGCCACACCUACUCGUCCAACCACGGUGACUUCGACACGCACGAGGCGGGCCAGUUCCACCGCAGCUUCGGCAACUCCGUCGACAUGGUGAUGCAGGACCGUGCCUACCGUGCUCACGUCCCCAAGAACUAG
This is a messenger RNA of Anopheles marshallii, 792 nucleotides long. RefSeq lists its product as uncharacterized. Bases 1 to 792 code for a protein of 263 amino acids. The transcript has a single exon. The record is from RefSeq and is a predicted model, not a curated record. NCBI's taxonomy places the organism in Eukaryota, Metazoa, Arthropoda, Insecta, Diptera, Culicidae.